AUGGAGCUGUUUGAGUCAAAUAAGAUGCUUGCUAUGUAUUGUAGAGUGAACUUUAAUGGUGAUGAAGCUUUUGAGGUGAUGGGGAGGCAAGAUAGGCAUACUGUAUACCUAUCUAGGCAGAUGUGUACUUGCAGAGCAUGGGAUUUAACAGGAAGCCCAUGCCAACAUGCUAUCUGUGCAAUGUAUCAUGCCAAAAUUAACCCCAGAACCCAAAUUUCCCAUUAUUAUCACAAGGAUACCUACCUAGCUUCGUACCGAGCAAAGCUUCAACCUGUAAGGGGUAAACAAUUUUGGGACACUACAACUUUCCUCCCUAUGCAACCUCCACCGGUCACUAACUUGCCUGGCAGACCAAGAAAGAAGAGAAUUAGAAUAGAGGAAGCAGAAAGAAGGAAGAAGAAGUCUGGUUAUGGUGCAGACCCAAUCCUAAUGCCCGUGACUCCUCCAACUAACCAGAGUCAACCACCUCAUGCAGAAAAAUUAAGUAAAACUGGCAAGCAUCACAAAUGUGGGAUUUGCAAUCAAGAAGGGCAUAACAGAAGUACAUGUAAACAGGUAAACCACUUCACAUAA
Messenger RNA from Neltuma alba, 573 nucleotides. RefSeq lists its product as uncharacterized. The coding region runs from base 1 to 573 and encodes 190 amino acids. Gene Ontology annotation, molecular function: zinc ion binding. The record is from RefSeq and is a predicted model, not a curated record. The transcript has a single exon. NCBI's taxonomy places the organism in Eukaryota, Viridiplantae, Streptophyta, Magnoliopsida, Fabales, Fabaceae.